Messenger RNA from Spea bombifrons (plains spadefoot toad), 1536 nucleotides. RefSeq names its product SVOP like (gene SVOPL). Lineage: Eukaryota; Metazoa; Chordata; Amphibia; Anura; Pelobatidae. The transcript is spliced from 15 exons. Bases 1 to 1470 code for a protein of 489 amino acids. Gene Ontology annotation, cellular component: membrane. Gene Ontology annotation, biological process: transmembrane transport. The record is from RefSeq and is a predicted model, not a curated record. Gene Ontology annotation, molecular function: transmembrane transporter activity.
AUGGACCCCAAACUGCUGAAAUUUAACAAAAUAGCCUUGGAAGAACUGAGCUCACGAAAACCCGACACCCCAAAAGGGCCCAAGACGUAUUCGGUGGAAGAUGCGGUGGAAACCAUUGGCUUUGGGCGAUUCCAUAUCAUGCUCUUUCUCAUCAUGGGCAGCACUGGGAUUGCAGAAGCCAUGGAAAUCAUGCUUUUGGCUGUGAUAUCAUCUUCUAUACGAUGCGAAUGGCACCUUGAAAACUGGCAGGUUGCACUGGUAACAACGAUGGUAUUUCUUGGAUACAUGGUGUUUAGUGUCCUUCUCGGCCUUUUAGCGGACAGAUACGGACGCCGGAAGAUUCUGGUGAUUUCCUUCCUGUGGGGGGCGUUCUUCUCACUGCUCACUUCCUUCUCACCGUCGUACGUCUGGUUCGUCUUCCUACGAUGCAUGGUAGGCUGUGGGGUCUCAGGACAUGCGCAGGGUCUAAUUAUUAAGACCGAGUUUCUGCCAAAGAAGUUCCGAGGAUACAUGCUGCCCUUGUCACAGGUCUUUUGGUUGACAGGAUCGCUGUUGAUCAUUGGACUGGGGUGGGUUGUCAAUCCCAGUUUAGGAUGGCGCUGGCUCGUCCGAUUUGCGUCCAUUCCGGGCAUCAUUCUUGUAAUCGUCUUUAAAUUUAUCCCAGAGUCGGCUCGGUUCAAUGUCUCGGUGGGGAAUCACCAAGAAGCGGUCCACACUUUGCAGAAGAUCGCCAAUAUAAAUCACUCCAAGAUGCCGGAGGGAACCAUUAGUGAACCAGUGGUGGACAAUAUGGGCAGCUUUUUGGAUCUCCUAGAUCCGAAAUAUCGCCGGACGUCUCUGCAAAUAUGGAUAAUCUGGCUUGGAAUAUCCUUUGCUUACUACGGCGUCAUCUUGGCCAGCACAGAACUGCUGGAGCGGAAUCUAUUGUGUGGCUCUGGCCAGCCGGCGCUUGGCGCGCAGGAAGAAGUCCUGGAGGAAAGCAGCACCCCGUGCUACUGUCACACGCUGAGCUCUUCCGACUAUCAAACCAUGCUUAUAAGCACCGUCGGCGAGAUCGCGCUGAGCCCUUUUAAUAUCCUGGGCAUUAAUUUUCUUGGCCGACGCUGGACCCUUGGCGUUACGAUGACAUCCACUGGCGUCUUCUUCUUACUCCUCAACAUCUGCAUGUCGCAGCCGGGUCUGAUCGGAAUUCUCUUCUGCCUCCGAGCGCUGGUAUCCGCCAAUUUCAUCAACAUCUAUGUCUACACGGCCGAGGUUUACCCGACGGUAAUGAGAGCAAUAGGGAUGGGAACAAGCGGCUCUCUGUGUCGGAUCGGAGCCAUGGCCGCACCGUUCAUUGCUCAAGUUCUACUGAGCGCGUCUAUCAUGGGUGGCCUCUGCUUGUUUGCAAGCAUAUGCUUCGUGUGCGCUAUUUCAGCUUUCGCUUUGCCCAUCGAGACCAAGGGUAGAGCGCUUCAGCAAUUCAAGUGAAGACAACAGAAAAGAGAAGGUUUUUAUAAUAUUUUUUUGGAUUUGUCCUUUUUUUUUCUUAUACAA